AUGGCUCUCGUCGGUCCAUACCUUGAGGCCUAUGACCCGGAAGCCCAAGGUGUUCAUGAACCUGCAAAGUAUUCCGUGGUCAAGAGCCGUGAUCUUGUUCCGGUCGAGAGGCAUGCGCAAUCUGAAAGCAUUUCCGCGUUCCUAGAAGCGGCAAAGCACAUGGGUCUCCAUGAUAGUCUGCUCCUUGAUGUAAAAAUUGAAUUUGGCUUCCAGGGAGGCAGAGGCAGGGUGGUUGUCCAUGGGCACUCUCCAAAUGGUGGCGCCAUUUCUGAUGAGUCUACCGGUUCACGCUUUGGUAGCAUCAGCGCUUUUCGGGCCGACGACGUUGGUGGCUCUGGCGUCGGUCGCUCUGGCGUUGGUCCCAAGGAUGACAGGGAAGACGACGACGACAACGCCACCGGCAAACGGACCGACGACAUUGGUGGCUCUGGCGUUGGUCGCUCUGGCGUUGGUCCCAAGGAUGACAGGGAAGACGACGACGACAACGCCACCGGCAAACGGACCGACGACAUUGGCGGCUCUGGCGUUGGUCGCUCUGGCGUUGGUCCCAAGGACGACAAGGGAGACGACGAUGACGCCGCCAAUGCUGCCGACGGCGGCGGCGCUGUUGGCAUGGGUGGUCUUGGUUGCCCCGAGUUUCGCUGCUCUAAGAUCAUCGCCAGGCGUUCAAGCAACUCUCCGACCAAAGUGGCAUCCUGA
Colletotrichum gloeosporioides is the source of this 699-nucleotide messenger RNA. RefSeq lists its product as uncharacterized. The transcript is spliced from 3 exons. The record is from RefSeq and is a predicted model, not a curated record. Bases 1 to 699 code for a protein of 232 amino acids. Lineage: Eukaryota; Fungi; Ascomycota; Sordariomycetes; Glomerellales; Glomerellaceae.